GGCCUUCUUGCCAGAGGAGAUCUCAUAUUCUAUCUCCUUACUCUGUUCACAUUGUUGCUAGCAAUAUAAAUACAGCCUUCCUGUUACCUUGCCUUAUCUGUUGAGAGCAAGAGAAAGAUGAGCAACAUAAGCUUUGUGGAGGCAAAACUGCCACCAGGGUUUAGGUUUCAUCCAAGAGAUGAAGAGCUUGUAUGUGAUUACUUGAUGAAGAAGGCUUCUCACUGCGACUCUCUUCUUAUGAUAGAGGUCGACCUCAACAAGUGUGAGCCUUGGGAUAUUCCUGAUUUGGUAGAAACAGCAUGCGUGGGAGGCAAAGAAUGGUACUUUUACAGCCAAAGAGAUCGUAAAUAUGCAACUGGACUAAGAACUAAUCGAGCAACAGCAUCUGGAUAUUGGAAGGCCACCGGGAAAGACAGACAUAUCUUACGUAAAGGAACCCUUGUUGGCAUGAGAAAGACCUUGGUGUUCUACCAAGGUAGGGCACCUAAAGGGAAAAAAACCGAUUGGGUCAUGCAUGAGUUUCGGCUUGAAGGGCCACUUGGUCCGCCCAAAACUUCUUCAGAGAAGGAAGAUUGGGUCUUAUGUCGAGUGUUCUAUAAAAACACUAGAGAAGUUGUGGCCAAACCUAGCAUAAGAAGCUGCUAUGAUGACACAGGCUCUUCAUCUUUGCCUGCAUUAAUGGAUUCAUACAUCACUUUUGACCAAAAUCAACCCAAUUUAGAUGACCACGAGCAAGUGCCCUGCUUCUCCAUUUUCUCCCAAAUCCAAACCAACCAAAAUUUCCCAUACAUAACUCAAAUGGAAGUACCACAUUUACCCACAAAGGGUACAAGCCCAUUUGGGCAAGUACCUAUGAAUAUUACCACUCCUUCAGACUCUUUUUCUUGUGACACAAAGGUACUAAAAGCUGUUUUGAAUCACCUUAACAUGAUGGAAAGCAAUGCCAACAUUAAAGGGUCACCAAGUUUAGGAGUAAGUAGUUCAGAAAGCUACUUAUCUGAUGUGCGCAUGCCCAACUUAUGGAAUCAUUAUUGAUUUUUAGGUCUUAAGUAUAGGAUUUAAAGAGGGUCUCUCUUCUCCCAUUAUAUAUAUAAAAAAAAAAAACUUCAGCAACCUUUACAAGACCAUAUUUUGAUGAAAAGCAGUUUCUAGUGAUCAGUAAUUCACUAGUCUUCCCACAUUAUAUUGUAUUGGAAUGCAUUUUACUUGUGGGAGAUGUAAUCAACUUUCUUAUUGUAGACUAUGAAGUUUAUAAAGCGACUUGAAAUGAACAGUGUAAAACUUUCCUUGAUAA
Messenger RNA from Populus euphratica (Euphrates poplar), 1294 nucleotides. RefSeq names its product NAC domain-containing protein 21/22-like. The coding region runs from base 118 to 1035 and encodes 305 amino acids. The transcript has 3 exons. NCBI's taxonomy places the organism in Eukaryota, Viridiplantae, Streptophyta, Magnoliopsida, Malpighiales, Salicaceae. Gene Ontology annotation, biological process: regulation of DNA-templated transcription. Gene Ontology annotation, molecular function: DNA binding. The record is from RefSeq and is a predicted model, not a curated record.